Molecule: messenger RNA, 481 nt
Organism: Meloidogyne enterolobii
Lineage: Eukaryota; Metazoa; Nematoda; Chromadorea; Rhabditida; Meloidogynidae
Source: the annotation of a GenBank genome assembly
UAAAAUUCCGGUGUUUGAAUGUGAAUUUAACUUGUGAAUAAGAAAAUUAUUUCUAAUAUAUUUAUGUUUGUCGUGUCUAUGAAAAAAAGAAAAAUUUACGAAUGUAGAGAAGGAAAACAGUAAGUAGUAGAGUAAAAUGAAUGUCGGGUUGGUUGGUCGGACAUUUAAUACUACUCUGGCUUUUCUCUCAGUGAUGUUGAGUUUGCGAAAAUCGAUAAUGUUCGGGACGUUAACGACGCGGGCGGUCGAUCUCUCCUCAACAUACACACAACAUUCCGUCCAUUUCGACAUUCUUCCCUUUCCUCCAACAAAGCAGCAGCAUUUGCGAAAAUUUUUAGUUGAGAUUAAGAGAGGAAGAAUGUAUAGAAUAAAAAGAAGGGGUUUUUGGUAGGGAGGAUGACGGAGGAGAGUGCUCGGGCUGUCGACGACGAAAAAAGAUAGAAGCUCCGACCUUAACCGGCUUUUCUCAUAUGUGAUUUUG